AUCCCACAUUUGCACUUAAAUGUCCAUUUUCGCCCUUUCUCAACCCUAAGCUGCAAUUCCCAUCUCAACCCUCCGACGUUAUGCAUUCUCUUCUUCUCUUCUCCCUUUUCUCGAUUACCCCUUUGUAAUUCCCCCCCAUUUUCAUUCAAUUCCUUCAUUACCCUUCUCUUACUCUCUCCGAUUUCUCUCACAUACCCGCCAAUUUUCUCUCUCCUCCCUCUUUCGAAUUUCCGUUAACUCUUCCACUUCUUUCUUCCCUUUCUUCCUAAAUUCUUCCAUCUCCAAUUUUCAGUGUUUUUUUUCUCGAGAUUGAUCUCUAUGUGUUCCAUGACGUUAAUUUUCCACGUUAUUACAAUACCCAGUUCGAAAUUUUGACAAUUUACACUGAUUUCUGAAGCUCAAUUGAAUGGAUCAAAGCUUGGAUUUUUUGAGCUAGGGUUCCGUAAUUUUGAGAGUUUGUUGAUGCCACUGGUGAAUGGUGACUGGACGUUGUUUCAGCACCUUGCUUCCAUAGUUGUGCUCGCGAAAUUUGCCAUUGGUUGUUUUUUUAGAAACAAUGGCAAAUCAUGAUUUGAUCCUUGGGAAAAAUCAUGCAAUUGAUAUGGACCAUGACCAGCAGCUGGUGCAUGCCCACAAUCACAGCCUAGAUCUUCGACAAACUCACGAGCAUGAUCUCGGUUUGGGACAAGGGCAUGAACAGGAACUGGGUUUAGGACAUUCCCACGAACACGAUGAAUUGGCUUUAGAACAGAACCAUGAUCAUGAAGCGAGCAAUGAGCAUCUUUAUGAACAAGAUAAUGACUUGCAUAUGGAGCAUAAACCUAAUCAUGAAAGUCAUGAAUUUUCUUCUCAGAACAAUGAGUUAAGUAUAGUAGAGCAAAAUGAGCUGGCUCUUUCGAGUAAUCAAGAAUUUGAUGAGAAUUUGGAAUUAGAUAUUGAUCAUAAUGAUGAAAUGGGUAUUGAAGCUGUGGAUGAUAUGGGUGUUCAGGAGCCAGAUUAUGUACUUAGUCAUGUUGUUCAGGCUCGUUCUCUGGUUGUUAACCCUAGCCAUGAGAUUCAUGUAGGACAGGAAUUUCCAGAUGUUAAGAGCUGUCGCAGAGCUUUAAGGAAUACAGCGAUUGCUCUACACUUUGAGAUGCAGACCAUAAAAUCUGAUAAAACUCGUUUUACUGCCAAAUGUGCAUCUGAAGGAUGUCCAUGGCGUGUACAUGCUGCAAAGCUUCCAGGCGUGCCUACUUUCACAAUCAGGACACUUCAUGAGGUCCAUACAUGCAAUGGCAUAGGUCAUCUUGGCCACCAACAAGCAUCAGUGCAGUGGGUGGCGAACUCUGUCGAACAACGUUUGAGAGAGAAUCCGAACUGCAAGCCCAAGGAGAUACUAGAAGAGAUCCAUAGAGUACACGGGAUCACUUUAUCAUACAAACAGGCCUGGCGGGGAAAGGAGCGUGUUAUGGCAGUUAUGCGGGGAUCCUUUGAAGAAGGAUAUCGGCUUUUACCACAAUAUUGUGAGCAAGUUAAACGCACAAAUCCCGGUAGUAUUGCUUCUGUUUAUGGUAAUCCGACAGAUGACUGCUUCCAGCGGCUCUUUAUUUCAUUCCAAGCAUCUAUUUACGGCUUCCUAAAUGCAUGUCGUCCGCUUCUUGGUCUUGAUAGAACCUAUUUGAAGAGCAAGUACCUGGGUACUUUGUUGUUGGCUACUGGUUUUGAUGGGGAUGGUGCUCUCUUUCCUUUGGCAUUUGGUGUAGUUGAUGAGGAAAAUGAUGAGAACUGGAUGUGGUUUCUAUCAGAACUCCACAAUCUGCUUGAGGUUAAUACUGAAAAUAUGCCCAGGCUAACAAUUUUGUCUGACAGGCAUAAGGGUAUUGUGGAUGGAGUGGAAGCAAACUUCCCAACUGCUUUUCAUGGAUUUUGCAUGCGUCAUCUGAGUGAAAAUUUCCGUAAAGAGUUCAAUAACACAAUGCUUGUAAAUCUUUUAUGGGAAGCUGCUCAAUCUCUCACCAUAAUUGAAUUUGAGGCUAAAGUUCUGGAAAUAGAAGAGUUAUCACAAGAUGCUGCGUACUGGAUUCGGAAAAUUCCACCUCGCUUGUGGGCCACUGCCUAUUUCGAGGGUACUCGAUUUGGGCAUCUUACUGCAAACAUAGUUGAAUCUCUAAAUAGUUGGCUUCUAGAAGCUUCAGGGCUACCAAUCAUUCAGAUGAUGGAAUGCAUUAGGAGGCAGCUAAUGACUUGGUUUAAUGAACGGCGUGAGAUAAGCAUGCAGUGGACAUCAAUACUCGUUCCAACUGCUGAGAGUCAUGUUGCGGAAGCAAUUGAGCGUGCUCGCUCUUACCAAGUGCUUCGUGCAAAUGAGGCAGAGUUUGAAGUCAUAACGCAUGAAGGUUCUAAUUUUGUGGAUAUUCGAAAUCGUUGCUGUCUUUGCAGGGGAUGGCAGCUGUAUGGUCUACCAUGUGCUCAUGCUGUGGCAGCCCUAAUUUCGUGCAGGCAGAAUGUUCAUCGUUUCACAGAAAGCUGUUUCACAGUUGCAACUUAUAGGAAGACAUAUUCUCAGACUAUACAUCCAAUUCCAGAUAAGUCAUUGUGGAAAGAGUUUUCUGAAGGGGACUCAGAUGCUAGCAAAUCUGUUGAGGUAUAUAUUAACCCACCUAAGUCUCUUCGUCCUCCUGGAAGACCAAGAAAGAAGAGAGUUCGAGCUGAAGAUCGUGGUCGUGUGAAACGGGUUGUGCAUUGUAGUCGCUGCAAUCAGACAGGUCACUUCAGAACUACAUGUGCAGCACCGUUAUGAAUCCUUCUUAUCUGAAGAUUGGUAAUUGGCAUUCUAAUUUGAGUGUUUCCAUAUAUUAGACAAAUGGAAACUUACAGUUUCUUAUAAUGAUUUAAUAAUUUUAUGCAACUUCUUAGUUAGUGUAGCUAGUCAAUGACUCAAUAUAGUCUCCGGCUAUUUAGUAUAAUAUGUGAUAAAAAAUGCAUUAGGUAUUAUAUUAGUAAAUAAGAGCUUAUUCUUGCGAA
This is a messenger RNA of Beta vulgaris subsp. vulgaris (sugar beet), 3006 nucleotides long. RefSeq lists its product as hypothetical. Gene Ontology annotation, molecular function: zinc ion binding. NCBI's taxonomy places the organism in Eukaryota, Viridiplantae, Streptophyta, Magnoliopsida, Caryophyllales, Amaranthaceae. The coding region runs from base 557 to 2782 and encodes 741 amino acids. The record is from RefSeq and is a predicted model, not a curated record. The transcript is spliced from 2 exons.